AUGUUAUGUAAACCGCCCUUCAAACACAUAAAGACAAAGGGGAAGGUGAAGAGAUUACGUAAUCAGUCUAAACCACCGAUGAGGAGGAAGCUUGAUGCAAGGAGAGAUGAACAAGAAUCAGCAGCAAGCGGGAAAAUAGUUACAAAACAUAUGAAUAAAGUCUUGAGGAGAAAUCCUAGAGCCAAUGUAAAUCUGUCAUCCAAAAAGAAACGAAAGCUUAUGAAGGGCCGAAUGCAUGCAGAACGGGAGGCCAAUGAGAUGACAGUUGAAGUAGAGACGACACCAAGUGAGAAGCCCACAAAGCAAGCUAAAUCCAAGAAGUCUUCACCAGGUGAUGAUGUAGAGAUGAUGGAGACAUGACAUAAUGUACAUCAACAAAGGGACUAUCCUUAGACUGUCUUUGUCAUUGCCAAACUGACCUCCUUAGUUUUUCAAAUCUGUCAAGAAUCUGAUUUAACCAUUGAUCAACCACCAUGCUCAUUAUAUUGCUCCACGUUUAAUGACUUUGACAAGGGACUGGUCAUAUGUCACAACACUGUCGGUAAUCAGAAGAUUGGAGAACAGUGUAAUUCCUAUUAAAUACUCCUUUUCCACAGUGGUCAUGUUUAAAUUGCUUAUUGCUCAACGUUUGGCAACUUCACAAGGAUUGUACAUCACAGCGUCAUCAGUGUUCAUAAAAUAUGUCUUUGAUAUACUCAUUAGGGAAUUUACAAUUUACAAUUCACUAUGGUAUCUUUGGAGCCCGGGGGGCCACUUCCAUUGACGAGUGGAUACCAUGCGCGACCACGGGGUCUCGAAAAGCACCCUAAACACAUAUUUUCCAUGUUCUGAAAAUGCACCCCUUAACAAGUAUAGGCGUCUCAAACCCUACCCUUAAAAAGUAUUGGAAACAAAACUAUACUCUUGGCAAGUAUUCCCUGAAAUGAACCCCUAAACAAGUACAGCGAUAUUUUAUUGUUGUGUCACGGGUCCGUCGGUCGUAGUUUACCUAAUUUACACACCAUUUGGUUUAGCCUAGACCCCAUCUUCCUCACCUCGUGCAAAUCGGGACUCUAAACACGUAGUGUUGGGGCAAAAAGGACAUCCUUUAUACAACAUUUUAAUUUUGUUUUAUCAUCCCCGCAAAUUUGACCCUAAACACGUAGCUUCCCUAGCGAAAUAGAUACCCUUUUUUCAUUAUUUUUGUGUUUUUGACACCCUUAUCACGUUACGUACGUAACGUGCCCUAUCUUGAAAAAGACAUCCUUUUUACGUGUUUUUUUGGUCGCGCAUGGUAUCCACUCGUCAAUGUAAGUGGCCCCCCCCCCCGGGCUUUGGAGCUACUUGUAGCUCAAGGAACAGCCUGAUAACAAUGAUGAUUAUUCGUAUCAUUAUUGUAAUUAUACUUGCUUAACACUUGUUUUAUCAAUAUCAGAAGGCUCUAAGCACACACUACAUAAUGAUGCAUAAUUACCUCACUUGGGUUGAGUGCAGCACAUCAUGAACCAAGUGUUUGAUUCCCAUUAAGAACUCCUAUACCACAUUUCACCUUUGCCAUUUUUCUUGACAUUAAUCAGACAAAGUACCAUUGUUUUUUUUAACAGGACAAGGCUGCCCUUCAGUCACAUAGCAUACAUGUAUGUUCAAUGGCAUAUCAGUGGUUAUAAUUGCGAGGUUAGCUAAAAUGUGGAUACUCAACACGUAUUUGGGAUUCAUUUUGUGUCUUAUUUUCAUUUUUUAAAAUGUGAACAAGGGGUCUUUCUGUGCUAAAAUAAUAAUACUUCUUCAUCUCUGAAACAAAAUUCCUUCAGUAAAUGUGUAUACUAUUACCUCCUAUCAUUAGACAUGUCCAUUUUGUUAUCCUUAAAGGAGAAUGAAACCCUUGGAGAAAGUUAGCUUGUGUGAAAGCAGAAAAAUUAAAGAAUGCUCAGAUCAAUGAAAGUUUGAGUAAAAUUGGGCAAGUAAUAAGAAAGUUAUGAGCAUUUGAAUGUCAAGAUCACUAAUGCUAUGGAGACCCUCCUAUCGGCAAUGCCACCAAGAUCUGUGAUGUCACAGAUGAACAACUCUCCCCUUUGGACACUGAAAAUUUACCCUAAAAUAUAUCAUUUUGCUCAUUCUAAUGGUAUGACAAACAAUUUAUCCAUGAUAUAAUGUUGUGAAACCUCUGUACGUGUCCUCUCAUUAAAAAGGAACACCUCAUCUUGCAAAAGACUCUAUAAACGAGAUAAUUUAAGCGAAAUAAGUAUUAAAGUAAUGGGGCGGAGUUGUGCGUGUGUAACAUCACAGAUCUUGGUCGCAUUGCCAAUGGGAGGAUCUACAUGGCAUUAGUGAUCUCAAUAUUCAAAUGCUCAUAACUUUCUUAUUAUUCAUUCAAUCUUGCUCAAACUUUCAACAAUAUGUUUCUUUGACUUUUCACUUUGAUAUGAAUUCAACCGGUUUCUGGGGUUUCGUUCUCCUUUAAAUGGGGAUUUUUAUUAUGUUUUGGACCUACCCAAGCACUAUAACUUCAAUUAAGCAAUUUAAUGUCAUUAUUUGUAAAUUGUUAUUUCAUAUGGGGAAUGCAUGGACGAGCAAAAUAAAAUUACUUUUUUUUGAAAAAUGGUCAUGAUCAUAAUUUUAAAAUUUCAUGAUUUCCAAGCUAUUACUUCAUUUCGAAUGGCAUACCAUUGGUUGGUUGGAAGCCAGUUUUGUAGACUGUGACAUGUGAUAUCUUCAAAGAAGGAGGCCUCAGCGUAUAAGCCUAUACGUUUUGUUCUAUGUCACUAACUUGUAUUUCAACUUCCCGUAAGGUUUUAUAAUUUUACUCAUAAAUUGUAUCAUAAUAAAAAAGGUAUGAAAAAUGCA
This is a messenger RNA of Lytechinus pictus (painted urchin), 2823 nucleotides long. RefSeq lists its product as uncharacterized. The coding region runs from base 1 to 360 and encodes 119 amino acids. The transcript has 4 exons. The record is from RefSeq and is a predicted model, not a curated record. Lineage: Eukaryota; Metazoa; Echinodermata; Echinoidea; Temnopleuroida; Toxopneustidae.